AUGCAGUCCGACUUGGACCUAGGAGCUGCUGUUAUUUUAGAACUCCAUUCAAGAUUACCAGAAGAGUUAGGACCGUACAACUUAUACUUUGAUAAUUUUUUCACUGGUUUGCCUCUUCUCAAAUAUUUGCGAGAGCAAAAUGUUGGGGGCACGGGUACUGUUCGGGAAAACCGGUUAGAGAAUUGUAAUUUGCCAUACUCAAAGGACAUGAAAAAAGAGCCAAGAGGUAAGCUAUGUCAUAAAGCUUCUAAGGAAAUUAUUGCAGCUAAGUGGCAUGACAAUAGCAUCGUCACCAUUGCAUCCAACUGCCACGGAUUGGAUCCUAUCACAAAAGUGGAUCGGAUUGGAUUUGUGGAUAAAAAACGAGCUAAAAUUCAAGUUGAUUGCCCAGCCGUCAUCAAGAUGUACAAUAAGUACAUGGGUGGGGUAGACCGCUUUGACGAAAACGUUGACUCCGCGGCAAAAAGUGGUGGUUCCCUUUGUUUGCUUUUGGCCUGGAUGCAGCUUGUCAAAAUGCAUGGCUGA
Molecule: messenger RNA, 525 nt
Organism: Diorhabda carinulata
Lineage: Eukaryota; Metazoa; Arthropoda; Insecta; Coleoptera; Chrysomelidae
Product: piggyBac transposable element-derived protein 2-like
Exons: 1
Coding region: 1-525 (174 amino acids)
Molecular function (GO): sequence-specific DNA binding
Source: RefSeq, a predicted model, not a curated record